This is a messenger RNA of Alnus glutinosa, 1249 nucleotides long. Its product is annotated as RNA-binding protein CP29B, chloroplastic. The coding region runs from base 78 to 977 and encodes 299 amino acids. Gene Ontology annotation, cellular component: cytosol. The record is from RefSeq and is a predicted model, not a curated record. Gene Ontology annotation, molecular function: mRNA binding. The transcript has 5 exons. NCBI's taxonomy places the organism in Eukaryota, Viridiplantae, Streptophyta, Magnoliopsida, Fagales, Betulaceae.
CCCAUCGUCAUCUCUCUUUCUUAAAACACUCCAACACUCUCCUCCUCCUCCUUGGAACCUUAUCUGUUGCGAAAACCAUGUCUACCACAGCGUCUUCGCUCGCCCUUCCUUCGCUCACCCCUAAAGGCGCUUUUCUCUGCAAUCCCAAACCCACUUCGGUUUCUCUGUUCUCCCUCUCCCUGUCUCCGCUCAGGCUUCAUUGCAAGCCCAUUUCCGUUUCUGCUUCGUUUCUUCACUCUGCGCCGGGCUUCCACAGCCUGUCCUCUCGGUUCGUCCGGAAAGUUGCUGUAACGUCCGAGUUCGACCAAGAAGAGGAGCUCUUGAGCGAUGGAGACCAACUCAGAUUCUCUCCUGACCUUAAACUCUUUGUGGGUAAUCUUCCUUUCAGCGUCGACAGUGCUCAGCUCGCCGGUUUGUUCGAAAGCGCUGGAAAUGUCGAAAUGGUCGAGGUGAUUUAUGACAAGACAACUGGAAGAAGCAGAGGAUUUGGAUUUGUUACCAUGUCUACGGCGGAGGAGGUUGAAGCUGCUGCUCAACAGUUCAAUGGCUAUGAACUUGAGGGAAGGUCUUUGAGGGUAAAUGCUGGACCUCCUCCACCUAGAAGGGAGGAGUCCUCCUUUAGAGGUACUAGAAGUGGGGCAGGCUAUGGUGGUGGUAAUGCUGGUUAUGGUGGUGGUUAUGGUGGUGGUAAUGCCAGUUUUGGUUCUUCCAACCGUGUUCAUGUGGGCAACCUCGCAUGGGGUGUUGAUGACUUGGCACUUGAGAAUUUGUUUAGUGAGCAAGGAAAGGUUGUGGAAGCGAGGGUGGUAUAUGAUAGGGAGAGUGGUAGGUCAAGAGGUUUUGGUUUUGUAACCUACAAUUCUUCUGAAGAGGUCAACAAUGCUAUUGAAUCCUUGAAUGGUGUUGACUUGAAUGGCAGAGCACUACGAGUCAGUGCAGCAGAAGCUAGGGAAGCUAGGCCAAGACGUCAAUUUUGAGUUUUGGAUGUCCUUGACCAACAAAAGACAUUGGGGACUUGGAGCUGUAAAAGCUGGAACUUGGUGCUGACCAUCAAGAAUUUUCAAAAACUGGUGCUUUCACUACUGUAUCUCUGGGCCUACAGACGGACAGGAGCUGAUAAAUGCAUUCUGAAAGAUUAUAGAUUGUGUAUGUUUUGAAUACCAUAAUCCAGAUAAGAAACUGAUGUGUUGCCCAUCUUUUUUGGUAGAUCCAGUGGAUGAGUAAUUUAAUUGUCUUUUUCUUUCCCGAA